Molecule: messenger RNA, 558 nt
Organism: Antrostomus carolinensis (chuck-will's-widow)
Lineage: Eukaryota; Metazoa; Chordata; Aves; Caprimulgiformes; Caprimulgidae
Product: chitobiosyldiphosphodolichol beta-mannosyltransferase
Exons: 6
Cellular component (GO): endoplasmic reticulum
Molecular function (GO): mannosyltransferase activity
Source: RefSeq, a predicted model, not a curated record
GGCAGUAACACUGUAUGACAAACCAGCUUCUUAUUUUAAGGAAACGCCAUUAGAACUUCAACAUCAGUUGUACAUGAAACUUGCCAAAGACUAUGAGCCUUUUAAACCACGUACAGAGUCUGUCAGUUGGAACGCUGAGAGGUCAGCCUUUACAGAAAUGGAUGAAAAAAAGGGACAUGUGAUAAAAAGCAGAGGACGGCCAGCUCUUCUCAUCAGCAGCACCAGCUGGACAGAGGAUGAAGACUUUUCAGUCCUUUUGAAAGCUUUAGAAGAUUACGAGGAUUAUAUCAAUGAAGGAGCCAAGCUUCCAUCUUUAGUGUGUGUGAUAACAGGUAAAGGACCUCUAAAAGACUACUACAACGGACUGAUAAAUAAACUGCACUUGAAACAUAUCCAGAUCUGUACCCCGUGGCUCGAAGCUGAGGAUUACCCUCUUUUGCUUGGCUCAGCAGACCUGGGGGUGUGUCUCCAUAAAUCAUCUAGUGGUUUGGAUUUACCCAUGAAGGUGGUGGAUAUGUUUGGCUCUUGUUUACCUGUGUGUGCAGUAUAUUUUGAAUG